CAUGCCGUUAGUAGACACGCUGUCUAUACAGUAAUUGCCGUAUCUAAAAAUCGCAUAAAAUCGAUGUGUAAGCAGGACGAGGACGUCAUUGCGCAAGCGGGUCACGGCCAGGGCUGCAGCAGCCAAUGAGCAGCUCCGGCGCCAAGGCUGUGAGGUAAGGUGGUCCUUCCCGGAAGCAUCGAAUAGGCGGAGGCUAAGACAGUCGACUUAUCGCCAACCUCCCACAUUAUUACUUGCUUGCCUGUCUGCAUCACAUUACACAGCCCGGCCAGCCCUGAGGACGCACAAUCAGCAGGCUCCAGCAAUUGAAUACAUCUUACUCCCAUCCCCGACACCACACUCCUCUCUUUUAUCACUUACACUGCGUCUUCACCGGUUUUUGCACCUCGGCUGCUCUUGACCAAGUUGUGUGUAAUGGCUCCUCCUCCGCCCGCGACCCUACCCUUGGCCGACAGGGUCAAGGCCCUGGCCCAAACAUUACAGUUUGGCUGGUUUGUCGGACACCUGACUCUCCUUUUAACUGUCUUCCGAUAUGGCCUGUCCUACAUCACUUUCAACUAUUACUCUCGCUGGGCCAAGAUCUCUUAUCGCCUCGCUUUUAUAUCCGCGGCGGCGACCUAUGGAAUUGUUGUCUACAAGCAGUACAUUGCCAGAGGAAAGUUGACAGGCUCUCCACUCCAGAUUGCCGUCAAAUUGCUCGGUGAUGAGAAUGUGCAGUAUCUGGGCAUGGCCCUCGUCUGGCUCUACUCUCGUCAGAUCCCUCUAGCACUAUUGCCAUUCAGCGUGUAUUCUGUCUUUCACGUUGCCACAUACACCCGAACUUACCUGCUGCCUACCUUGCAGCCGAGCCCGCCGGCCACCGCCGCCGGUUCCGCUUCUCCUGGCUCUCCUCGUCCCGGCACGAAGCAGUCUCCGCUAGCAGAAAACAUUGGAAAGUUUGUAAAGCAAUACUACGAUGCUAGCAUGUACCUCGUCGCGACAUUGGAGCUAGGACUUCUCUUCCGACUUGUCCUCUCUGCGUUUACCUUCUCGAAGGGAAGCUGGGUUUUGCUUGUUAUCUACUUGGGUUUCUUCCGUGCUCGCUACUCCCAGAGCUCUUUCGUGCAGAGCGCUGUCGCCCGGUUCACUGCCCGUGUCGAUACCCUCGUCUCCCACCAAAGCACGCCUCCCCAGAUUCGUCAAGGCUGGGACUCGUUCAAGGGAAUUAUCGGUCAGGCAUACGAAUCUACCGACGUGAAACGCUACCUUGGUGGUGCCGCCGGUCCUUCGGCUGCGGGCAAGAAGCCGCAGUAAAUUAGCCCGUUUUGACAAGAGGUUGACAGCUCCGGUCAAGAUGUUUGCAACAGUCGUUGCACACAAGCACAACCUCCUGCGACCUUCUAACGCAUGACGAUUAUAUGUAACGGGGUACGGCUUCCGGUUUUAUAGCUGUGU
Messenger RNA from Talaromyces proteolyticus, 1434 nucleotides. RefSeq lists its product as uncharacterized. Lineage: Eukaryota; Fungi; Ascomycota; Eurotiomycetes; Eurotiales; Trichocomaceae. Gene Ontology annotation, cellular component: membrane; endoplasmic reticulum. The record is from RefSeq and is a predicted model, not a curated record. The transcript is spliced from 4 exons. Gene Ontology annotation, biological process: membrane organization; endoplasmic reticulum tubular network organization. The coding region runs from base 415 to 1293 and encodes 292 amino acids.